AUGGCCGGAGCGCAGGAGUCCCUCGUGUACGCCGGCGUGAUGCGCGGCCACAACGACGUGGUCACGGCCAUCGCGACGCCCAUCGACAACUCGCCCUUCAUCGUCUCCUCCUCCCGCGACAAGUCGCUGCUCGUCUGGGACCUCACCAACCCCAUCCAGGCCACCCAGGACUCCAGCUCCGAGUACGGCGUCCCCUUCCGCCGCCUCACCGGCCACGGCCACUUCGUCCAGGACGUCGUCCUCAGCUCCGACGGCCAGUUCGCGCUCUCCGGAUCCUGGGACGGCGAGCUCCGCCUCUGGGACCUCUCCACCGGGGUCACCACCCGCCGCUUCGUCGGCCACGAGAAGGACGUCCUCUCCGUCGCCUUCUCCAUUGACAACCGACAGAUCGUCUCGGCGUCCCGCGACCGCACCAUCAAGCUCUGGAACACCCUCGGUGAGUGCAAGUACACCAUCGGCGGUGACCUCGGAGGCGGCGAGGGCCACACUGGCUGGGUGUCCUGCGUCCGUUUCUCACCCAACAACUUCGCCCCGACCAUCGUCUCGGGCUCAUGGGACCGCUCCGUCAAGGUCUGGAACCUCACCAACUGCAAGCUCCGCUGCACUCUUGAUGGCCAUGGUGGCUAUGUUAGCGCCGUCGCAGUCAGCCCAGACGGUUCGCUCUGCGCGUCUGGUGGCAAGGAUGGCGUCACCUUGCUGUGGGAUUUGACCGAGGGCAAGAGACUCUACUCGCUGGAUGCGGGAUCCAUUAUCAACUCACUUUGCUUCUCGCCCAACCGCUACUGGCUCUGCGCGGCGACACAGGAUUCCAUCAAGAUCUGGGAUCUUGAGUCAAAGCACAUCGUGCAGGACCUUAGGCCCGAGGUCCCUGUCUCCACGAAGCAGAUGCUCUACUGCACUUGCUUGAGCUGGAGCGCGGAUGGCAGCACUCUCUAUGCUGGUUACACCGAUGGAACUAUCCGCAUCUACAAGAUCUCGGGGUUCAGCUACUCUAGCUAG
Messenger RNA from Triticum turgidum subsp. durum (durum wheat), 999 nucleotides. The record is from the annotation of a GenBank genome assembly. NCBI's taxonomy places the organism in Eukaryota, Viridiplantae, Streptophyta, Magnoliopsida, Poales, Poaceae.